CCUCCUUGCGCCCCUCGAUCCAAGGCACCACCGCGUCCGUUGUCCGAGUGUCAGUCACUCUGCCGAUUCUCCUUGCUCGCCAGUGCCCACCCCCCCUUCCGAACCCAGACGAACCGUACGGCCCAUAAAGGUUUAUAGGCCAACAAACAGCCAGCGCGAUGGCUUCGUUUGGACACGCGGUGCCGGCGGCUGCCCCGAGGCCCGGUCCGUAUGGAGCAGCGUACGGGGCCCCCGUGGCGGUCAGCGCCCCUGCCGCCCCAGCAGGCACCUUUGCACCCGGCACCAAGAUCCAAUGCGGCUCCCACCGAGUUGUCAUCCAAAAGUAUCUUUCCGAAGGCGGCUUCGCACAUGUCUAUCUGGUCAAGCUGCCGGCGGCGGUCAAUGGCACCGACCUGGCCGUGCUGAAGAGGGUCGCCGUGCCGGACAAGGAGGCCCUCCGCGGCAUGCGCACCGAGGUCGAGACCAUGAAGCGCCUCAAGGGCCACAAGGCCAUCGUCACCUACAUCGAUUCGCAUGCCUCUGAGAUGCGUGGCACUGGCGGCUACGAGGUCUUUCUCCUGAUGGAAUACUGCAAUGGCGGCGGUCUUAUCGACUUCAUGAACACCCGCUUGCAGCACCGUCUGACCGAGCCCGAAAUCCUCAACAUCUUCUCUGACGUUGCCGAAGGUGUUGCUUGCAUGCAUUACCUCAAGCCGCCACUGCUGCACCGCGAUCUGAAGGUUGAGAACGUGCUCAUCAACAUGGUAGGCAGUGUCAGGAAGUUCAAGCUAUGCGACUUUGGCUCGGCCGCCCCGCCUCGCCCAGCCCCGACUACCGUUACAGAGUGCCGCCUUGUGGACGAAGACAUCCAAAAGCAUACAACGAUGCAGUACAGGAGUCCUGAAAUGGUCGACGUAUACCGCAAACAACCCAUCGACGAGAAAUCAGACAUCUGGGCGCUGGGCGUCCUACUCUACAAGCUGUGCUAUUAUACCACACCGUUCGAAGAAGGAGGGACCUUGGCGAUUUUGAAUGCCAGCUACAAGUUCCAUACCUACCCUGUUUUCUCUGACCGGUUGAAGAAGCUCAUCGCCUGGAUGCUACAGGAGAACCAACAAGCCCGACCAAAUAUCUAUCAGGUGCUCCGCGAAGCUUGCGCAAUGCAAGGGAAGGAGCCUCCUGUCAAAGACAUCUACACGGGGACGCAUGUCGACACGAGGAAACGCGAACACUCACUGAGUCAGGCUAGGUCUCCCCCAGUCGUUGGCGCUGUAUUUGCGGCCCCGGUAGUCCAACAACAGGUUAUUCCCGAAGUCGAGCGGAUGCGACGAGGAAGGCUCCCUGCCCCGUCUCAACCAGUAUCCCAACCGACAACGCCCAGUCCCGGGCCCGGGAAAGUCACAAAUGGUGACCCAUUUGCUGCACUUGAUACCAAGCUCCCACUCAAGAAUGCCGACGAGCUGUCGAAUAAGUUUCCGACGCUGGAUCAGUUUUCUCUUCUACAUGAUAAGGGGACCAAGUUUGACUUCGACAGUGGUGUCCCUCAACCUCCACAGCAACAAAAGGACAUAUCGCAAAGGGUAGCCGAAAGACUAGCGGACGAGGUGUUCAAGGUCAAACCGUCACCGUCUUCGACUCCUGGGCCGAUGAGCCAACGUGUAUCGCUGGAUCUGAACAAGGGAAAUCCGUACGCGGCUGCUAUGGAGUCUCAGCGCAUAUCACCAUCCGUCAACCCGGCUUCCACACUUCCGAGGCAAGGCGAGCCAAGCCGUGCUUCAACCAUGAUCUCAAAUAUACCCGAACUCAAAGCGAUCUCUUCGCCGAAUGCGCAAAGUCCGUUCCAGACUCCUCCAGCAACUAGGCCUAAGAUGGUUUCAACUGGAACCAUGACCGAAUCACCGCCGCCGGUAUAUCGUUUCCCACCAGCAGAGCAUCACCGGGCGGCUAGUGUCCCCCGGCAGCAAGAGACUGGUCCCACGUCAUACACACGCGCUGCCACAACGGUGUUAUUAUCCCCUGGAGCCGCCGGAUCGCCAAACGCUCCGUUGCAAGGGCAAAUGCACACUGCGCAAGCGCAUCACCCCAGGUCCUCGAGACCGUCACUUGAAGGUGGCCGCCCAAGCUUCGAUGCCUUUGACUUGCCGACAAGAUCCAAAGAGCCGGAGAGCAGUUCAUCCCGGUCACGACCUGCCAGUAUCUAUCUUGAAUCAGACCUGACCUACUUGCGUGAAAAAGAGGCGGCUGCAAAACCACUGCACUCGCCGAGCCUUUCCGCGUCCAGAUUCUCAUUGGACAAGGGUCCCCCCUCGCCAAAGCUGGAGGAGGAGCGCAACAUUCGGUCCAGCGUCGAAUUUCUGCGCUCAAUGGAGGAUUCCGAUACUAAGAAGAAAGACAAGGGUACCAAGCAUCAUUCUAAGCGCUCAAGCUUGAGCUCCCUUAGUGCCGGUACCAAGAACCUCUUUGCUGGAAAAUUCGGAGAUGCAUUCAAGAGAUUUGAAGGUGGCACAAAUAACAGCGGACCUCCGAGGUCGCCAUCUCCUCUGAAGGAUGUUGAUGCAGAAGUCGACCGUUUCAAUAAGUUGACACCAAUUGCGGGAUCCGAGGUAAAUGACGACAGGAGCGAUGAUGGCCGGCGAUUUGAAGACGAUCACAUAGACGAGAUGACUCCCGAAAUGCGUCGGGAGGAAGAAGCACGCAUGUUGGCAGCAGAAGAAGCUCGUGUCGCUGCUGCGCAGGCCGAGUAUCGUGCUCGCGUUGCACAGCGCACCGGUACGGGUUCAGCAACGGGCCCGACACCGCUGCCCAAGAGCAUUGGCGGUGUCCCUCGCGCUGUGUCUAUUCAGAACAAGGUCCAGAGUCUCCUGGAUGAGAGCAGCCGUUCGGCGCCAGUGUCAAGGACAGCUCACGGCUAUGGCCACUAUACCGAUGCCGAUGCCGGUGGGCCUCGUGGCUCGACUGACAGUCUUGGAGAUUCGCGGCCCGCGAUUGCGAAGAAGCCCAUCGCCAUUACCGGACAGCCUGUGUCCGGAUCUUUACCGCGACCCCCGACCUCAUCCGGCAUGUCCAGCAUGGAGCAAACUAUGACUGGUCGCGCCUCCAUAACCGUGACGGGGGGGAAACCGGCCGCACCUCCGAAACCCACGCGACUUACCGCAAACUUAACAGCCGGCGGUGGAGCUGGCUCGCCGCCCAGACAGUCCUACAGCACCAGCACGAUAAGCCUGCACAGACAGCUGGGGCCCGGGACCCCCUCGAGCUCAUUAAUAGACAGUGAUAGAAGCGACAGUAUCGGAGCGAGAGCGGGGGGAGACUACAGCAGAACAAGCAGAGAAGCGCUGGUCGCCGUCGAGGGUUUGCCCGGGCAAGAUUCCCCCAUGCUACUGCAGAUGUCGGCGUCCGAGAAGGAUGAUUAUAUCAAGGACUUUCAAAAGCGGUUUCCUAGCCUUACGAGUAUAGAGAUGGUCGAGACGGAUGUGGGAGCUAGGUCUGGCACCAGGGGUGAUGGUGAAUGAGAUGUUGCCCGCUGAGGAUCGCCGGUGCCGCUGAUGAAAGAAAGAAAGGGGACUGAUGAUGUCGUGCGACAAUUACACACGGUCAUGAAGCGUCGU
Neurospora hispaniola is the source of this 3587-nucleotide messenger RNA. RefSeq lists its product as uncharacterized. Gene Ontology annotation, biological process: actin filament organization; protein phosphorylation; actin cortical patch assembly. Gene Ontology annotation, cellular component: cytoplasm. The record is from RefSeq and is a predicted model, not a curated record. NCBI's taxonomy places the organism in Eukaryota, Fungi, Ascomycota, Sordariomycetes, Sordariales, Sordariaceae. The transcript has 3 exons. The coding region runs from base 159 to 3491 and encodes 1110 amino acids. Gene Ontology annotation, molecular function: protein serine/threonine kinase activity; ATP binding.